Lichtheimia ornata is the source of this 1731-nucleotide messenger RNA. RefSeq lists its product as uncharacterized. The transcript has 13 exons. The record is from RefSeq and is a predicted model, not a curated record. NCBI's taxonomy places the organism in Eukaryota, Fungi, Mucoromycota, Mucoromycetes, Mucorales, Lichtheimiaceae. Gene Ontology annotation, cellular component: cytoplasm. Bases 1 to 1731 code for a protein of 576 amino acids. Gene Ontology annotation, molecular function: ATP-dependent chromatin remodeler activity; ATP binding.
AUGACAGUCAAUGUUGCUGGUGAACCGCGCUGUGCGAGGUGCGAUCGUGGAGACAAGGACACGUUUCGAUUAGUAGUACGAUCAGACGCUGAGAGCACCACACGGUACCUGUUUCACGUCCACCGAGACGAGAACUUGGAACACAUUCUGUUGCGAUUGUACAAGGAAUUCCCCAACGAAUGGAGGAAGGAUGUCGUGUAUUACUUUUAUGUGGAUAUGGGUGGCAGCUAUUAUCCUGUUGAGCAUGCAUUUUGGUUGAGAGAUCGAGAUCAAAUUCUGGUUACAACAGUCGAGGAUGAAUCACAAUUGCCGGAUGUUAGCAUGAAUGCAGUCCAUGCGCAGCUUCGACCCCACGUCCAAUUACAACCACAUCAACAAGAAGGCAUUGAACAAAUGAUUUAUAUGGAAAGGGCAUUUCGUGGUGGUAUCCUUGCUGACGAUAUGGGUCUUGGCAAGACGCUGCAAAUGUUGACAUUGAUCAUGCGACAACAACCAAAAUUGACGGUCCGGGCACCAACUUUAGUCCUUGUCCCUUCACGUGGUUUGGGAGAACAAUGGGCUGAGGAGAUUCGUACAAAGACGACCUAUGGAAGCUUAUUGUAUUUUAUAUACAAUGAGGAGACGCUUUUGCUUUUGGAACAGCCUUGUUUUCGUGUUGUUAUUGCCACAUACGAUCGAUUACGCAGUGAAUUCCGCAAUCGACAGAUAUCCGGUGUCAGUGCCCCACUCAUUGAUAUGGAAUGGCAUCGUGUUAUUCUUGAUGAAUCCAACAAGAUCCGUAGCAUGAAGUCCAUGGUCACAGAGGCAGUUUUAUCAUUACGAGCAAAGUAUCGAUGGUGUAUGACAGGCACACCUCUACAGAAUGAUCUUUCAGAGUUGUUUCCAUUGUUUGCCUUUUUGGAGAUCCGCAUUGAUGCACAACAAAAGAUGAAUGUCGAUUACAUUUCAGGAUUACUAAGGAAGCAUAUGGUGCGUCGAACCAAGGAAUCAUUGCAGACGAGCUUGACGAUUCUUCCUCGUAAAGAAAAUCGCGUGGUGCUUGAAUUUUCAGAUGCAGAACGAGCCUUAUAUGAUUACCUGGAACGUGUUCUCUACGCACGGAUCAAGGGGAACCGGCAAUAUGGCAUGGCCGGUGACUAUACAACCAUGUCCGCAGCAGCGGUUUUAUAUUUACGAUUGAAGCAAGCUUGUGGGCAUUUUCGCAUCUUGUUGGAUAAAUUUCCUGAUCUUAUUCCAAUGAUCCAAACACGUGAUGAGGAACAGGUGGUCGCCGCACUCGAUAAUGAAGAUGAAAAUGAACGAUCUGCUCGAGAAGAUGGAGAAACAGCCGAAGCAUUCAAUGUCAUUGAGAGUUUCUAUGAACAAUUUGGUGACAAUGUUGAAAUGCCGGAUCUUCAUGCUCUUCAAAAGCUGCCCUAUAUGCAUCAUUCGACAAAAGUUGGGUGGCUGAUUCGAUUCUUGCAAAAGACAUUGUUGGAAAACAAGUUAGAAAAGGUGGUAGUGGUGACACAGUUUGUAGAUUUGCUGAUGGUGAUAUCCGAUAUCCUCAGAUCGAUCAACAUUCGACAUAAUACUUAUCAUGGUGAUAUGAGUGGCGCAUCACGGAUGAUCAGCUUGCGUGAAUUCAACCACAGGCCUGAAGUGAGAGUGAUUUUACUUUCUUUGAAAGCUGGUGGUGUUGGUUUGAACCUUCAACGGGCUAAUCACAUGGUGAUUUUGGACAGAUGGUAA